AUGAUUCGUUACGAUCUGUUCAUCGAAGUUCACCGUCAACCGACCAUCAUAAAUAUGGCACUCAAACCGGAGACUCGCGACGAGUAUUCGACGAUAGAUCAUUCAAGAAGGGAUGGAAAGUCUCCAGUCAGCCGUUCAUUCGCAUGUAGCACAAAACUGGACAAGAUACGUGUUGGACAACGAUUGUCAUUCCAGACAGCGUCGAAGUCCUUACUUGCUUUGCUCUCGGAUAAUAUUGAUAAAGCAGGCACACGAUGGGCACACUCAAAUUCAUGCAAGACGUGUUGUCCAGUGCACUGCAGUGAUGGGUCUGGGAGCUGGAAUGCCGCUUACAUAGAAGUUGAGAGGGCUCCAAAAACGCACGCGACCAUAGUAUAUCAAUAUAUCGUUUUUAAUGGUCAUUCAAUCAGCCCGCAUGUCGAGUUUUCCCGCCCACCCAGCGGCGAUCUCGCCAGCGUUCGAACCGAGCUGAUGCUCGGUCCCAGCCCAACCACUAUGGAGUCCAACUACAAACUUCGGUGCCUUAUGUUGGGCGAAAAUCACGACCAUAUCUUCCCGGUCGACAUUCGAGACACGCAGACCGUCGGGGACCUUAAAGACUUGAUCAAGGAAAAGAAGAAGCCGGAAUUUGAUGAUAUUGCCGCUCAUAGACUCCAGCUACAGCAGGUCAACCUGCCUGUCGACGAGACGCUCAAAGACUGUCUUGACAAUCUUACACCAGAGCAAUUCUUACCAUCUGUGACUCAAUUGUCCAACCUGUUCGACGAUCGACACAUCAAAGAACGCCUGCAUAUCGUUGUCCAAGUUCAAAAGCCACCUGAGCCUGCCGGGUCUUCUAGACCGCUCCACCUUAAGCUCAACUGCCUUGUGUUGCGCGAACAUCGCAACAAUAUCUUCUCGGUCUACAUUCGAGACACGGAGAACGUCGCGGACCUUAAAUACUUGAUCAAGGAAAAGAAGAGGCCAGAAUUUGAUGAUAUUGCCGCUCAUAGACUCAAGCUACAGCAGAAGGUCAACCUGCCUGUCAACGAGACGCUCAAAUACUGUCUUGACAAUCUUACACCAGAGCAAUUCUUAUCACCUGUGACUAAAUUGCUCAAAGUUUUUAAACAUCGACCCGACGAAGAACACCUGCAUAUUGUUGUCCAAUCGCCGCAUACAGUUCCUGUGGUGCCACAGAUUUCAGUUGUUGGUCGACGAUUGACUUAUCUCCAGAAGAGCACAGGUCCUCCGUCAGCUGGUGCAAAAUUGGCCACAUUCUCUGCAACACAGGAGAAGGAAGAGUACCUUUGCAAUCGUCCUCGCAGAGCCGCGGACUCUCUUCCAGUUACUCUUCUUGAACGUAUCUUCGCCGAAUUCGUGGAUGAUUGUCAAAAUUAUCAACCAACUGCCUACGAUAACGACUUUGUUUUGCAACUUUCGGAAAAUAUGUCCUCCUUCUAUCCCGAUGAGCUCACGCGGAUGAAUGUAUUCAGGCAACUGCUCUGCAACUACGGUAUUCCACUCGAGGCUUCUAUGAUUGGCUCGACAAAAUGUAUGACAGACGGACAUCUUUUGUCCCCCAACAGACAGUUUGUGCAGGUGAUAAUAGAGGGGAAGAACGAGAUCGGAAGCGGCGGUGCCGAACCAUUCGCGGAGGCAAUGUUGCACUACCGGAAGUUUAUGGAAAACUCGCAGAUUGAGAUAGUGAGGCUCCGGUCUGUGAUUCCAUGCAUCCAUAUCAUUGUGUUCGACCUCCCUAUGCAAGUGAUGGCGGCUCGUACUUUCGGAGCUCUGAAAAUCGCCACCGAGAAACUCGGAAAGCUGUACUCCCAACCAAUUCCCCUCCUCGAAGACGAAGAUGCAUCUCUAGGAUGUCCUUAUCCUCGGGAUUAUACCCAUUCAGGAGAUCACAUUCAGCAAUUCUCGUAUGAUGAAACUCAGAGCCUCAGGGAUCGACUUAUCUUCUUCGGGAAAACGGUCGGCGAUGUGGCUGGGAGUGGGAGAAAGAUAUGUAUCAAGUUCGUCAGGCACUAUUCACGUGAGGCCCACGACUUCUGUGCGGGAAAAGGGCACGCUCCGAAACUUAUCGCCUACAACACUUUAGCCGGUGGCUGGAAUAUGGUGGUUAUGGAUGUGCUUGAUAUUGAUGAUGGUCGCUCUGCGCAACGGCCUAGCUCAUAUCGAUCGCUGAGUGCGAUGGCUGUUUUGGACCGCCAGCCGCUGAAGGAGGCCAUCUCAUCUCUUAUCAAGAAGUUACACGCUGACGGCUACGUUCAUGGCGACCUUCGGGAUAUGAAUUUCGUUGUGAGGGACAACAAUAAAGACUUCAUGCUGCUCGAUUUCAAUUGGGCUGGACUGACCGAAAAGGCCCAUUAUCCUAUGUAUGAAGAUGGUCGGGAGAUGGCUGCAAAGCGCCGCCGUAUUUCUACUGGUGAAGAGUCGGCAAUGGACAUUCCAUGAUUCACGCAGAUUGAUUCAUAAUUUGUUGUACAAAAGUCCAAUUUGGUUAAUACCAGUCUGUUUUGUUUUUCAUAAAGCUAUCAUACAGUGACUUUGAGAGAAUAGUGACAUAGAUCAGUUUCCAAAGUUCCGUCGCAUUUGCUGAUCCCACCAGCCUCUGGCAGGAAGUUCCUGGUUGGUUAAUAGAGGAUGGUAGGAUUGCCAGGCGGUUUGGCGGUAGGCUGGAACCCUAACCUAUGCAUCAAACGCUUCGAGUCUAGAUAGCAUAUACAUUUGACUCACCGAGGAUGGUCCGUCACCUUUGUUUUGGUGUUUCACUCUGCUUGAGGUCUUGAGGCCUGGUUCGCCAUUUCGCCAUAGAGUACUACUUAGAACCUCCUGAUCAAAUCCGAGAUGAGUU
Molecule: messenger RNA, 2842 nt
Organism: Suillus paluster
Lineage: Eukaryota; Fungi; Basidiomycota; Agaricomycetes; Boletales; Suillaceae
Exons: 11
Coding region: 1-2442 (813 amino acids)
Source: RefSeq, a predicted model, not a curated record